Messenger RNA from Nicotiana tabacum (common tobacco), 1398 nucleotides. RefSeq names its product peroxisomal adenine nucleotide carrier 1-like. The record is from RefSeq and is a predicted model, not a curated record. Gene Ontology annotation, biological process: fatty acid beta-oxidation; peroxisome organization; ATP transport. NCBI's taxonomy places the organism in Eukaryota, Viridiplantae, Streptophyta, Magnoliopsida, Solanales, Solanaceae. Gene Ontology annotation, molecular function: ADP transmembrane transporter activity; ATP transmembrane transporter activity. Gene Ontology annotation, cellular component: peroxisomal membrane.
UAAAAACCCAACUUAAUCUUUCAGACACCAAUCUUUGUCACGCCCACUUUUCUUGCAAAGUGGCAGCACCUCAAUCCCACCACUAUCUGCUUCCUUUCCCUAAAGAUUUCUUCAAAAUUCAGUUAAAUUUACUUGUUCUUGAUUCUUUUCUGUUGUUUGGAUAAAGAGUAUUCUAUUAUGGCUUUAAAUAUGGAGUCUUUGGCUGAGGCAACUUCUGGUGCGGUAGGAUCUUUGCUAAGCACCACUAUAUUAUAUCCUUUGGAUACUUGCAAGAGCAAAUAUCAAGCUGAACUUCGAGCUCAUGGGCAGGCCAAAUACAGGAAUACCUUUGAUGUCUUGUUAGAGGCCAUUUCUUCCCGGCAAGUUCUUUCACUCUACCAGGGUCUUGGGACAAAGAAUGUGCAGUCUUUUGUUUCGUCUUUUAUUUACUUCUAUGGAUAUGACUUCUUCAAGAAACUAUACUUGAAGAGAAGUGGAUUUAAAUCCAUUGGAACAAGAGCUAACUUAGUAAUUGCUGUUGUAGCGGGAGCAUUUACAGUCAUAAUAACCCAGCCUCUGGAUACAGCAUCUUCAAGAAUGCAAACAAGUGAUUUUGGGAAAUCCAAGGGAUUCUGGAAAACCCUCUCGGAGGGCACUUGGAGUGAAGCAUUUGAUGGUCUAGGAAUAUCUAUCAUUCUCACUUCAAAUCCAGCAAUUCAGUACACGGCCUUUGAUCAAUUUAAAGCAAGAAUGCUGAAGGAGAAGAUGAAAAGCAAAAGAGGGGCGGAAUCGUCUCCAGAAUCUCUUUCUGCUUUUUCAGCUUUCGUAUUGGGGGCAGUCUCAAAAUGUUUUGCCACCUGCAUCACAUACCCAUUAAUAAGGUGUAAAGUCAUGAUACAAUCUGCUGAAUCCGAAGGAGAUGGGGAGGAUGAAGCCGAGUUAAAAGCCCGAAAAACAAUCUCUGGAUCCCUUCAUGCCAUAUGGAAAAAGGAAGGGCUAAUGGGAUUCUUUAAAGGGUUACAGCCUCAGAUCCUGAAGACCGUUCUAAGCUCUGCAUUGCUGUUAAUGAUAAAGGAGAAGAUCUCAAAAACCACAUGGGUUUUGCUUCUAGCAGUGAGGAGAUAUCUGUUCCUUACAAGGGCCAGACUAAAGAGCUCCUGAAAUUCUCUUAGAAGAACUGCUGCAUCAUUCAAAUGUAACAAUGCAUAUUAGCUUGUAGGGCCUUGUUUGAGACGUGGAGUGACCUUUGCACGGAUAAAAUGUUUCAUCUAGUAGUGUAAUUUUCUUUUAGUUUUCCUGUUAUAAUGUUAUUCUUUAAAUAAUUUUGAAUUUCUUCUUUCUGUAUACAAUAAUUACAAUUUUCUCGCUGUUUCUGUUCUGUUAUACAUAAAGUGAAUGCAUGUGGCUGUAUUUAAUCAA